Molecule: messenger RNA, 5812 nt
Organism: Lytechinus variegatus (green sea urchin)
Lineage: Eukaryota; Metazoa; Echinodermata; Echinoidea; Temnopleuroida; Toxopneustidae
Product: fibropellin-1-like
Exons: 17
Coding region: 652-4899 (1415 amino acids)
Biological process (GO): cell communication; establishment or maintenance of epithelial cell apical/basal polarity; heterophilic cell-cell adhesion
Cellular component (GO): protein-containing complex; plasma membrane
Molecular function (GO): calcium ion binding
Source: RefSeq, a predicted model, not a curated record
UGGAGCUAAACUGCUUAAUAUGAAACAAGAUAUGUCGUACCGCACAUAUUCAUAACCAGACCCAGUGACACUGUGCAGUAUUAACAAGAUAAUAUAUUCUGAUACUGAGAAUCUAUAGGUGAUUGUCAAACACCCGAUAAACCACCAUUUCCAUUGAUGAAUUUAGAUCUUUAUUUAUUUUUAGUUUAUGUAGAUCUUUAUUCAUUAUUAGUGCAAACAAUAAUAAGUACUACAUCAUGACAAUCAUUUUCAUAAAACAUAAUCCUUGGAAUAACAAUCCUCUUGAAAAUAUUUCUUUUGCAUGACCUCACAACCUUUGGGACGUCAGUCGUCUUUAUAAACUGGGCUCUAUUGUGCUACCACGUCGCUACCACUUCAUACGCCUGACUCGCUGAAUUUGGAAUAUAUUCAUUACGUACAAACACAACUGAAAUAUACCACUAGGUAUCCCUACCUCCUCAGAAUAACACAAUAGAAUGUGCCCCAAGCUAUUCGUCAAAUACAAAAGUUCCAGAGUGAAUAAAGUUCAAGAGAUUAAAUUGAUAUGAAUUGAAUUGAAAUGAAUUUAUCUUUGCUGCUACAAGGACGCUCGAUUAUAAGAAAAUAUUAUUCAACAAAACUGGAGCUUUGAGCGGAUAUUAAGCCAGGGUGAUGGAUUGCAACAUAAUUAAAUGGCUGCUGACAACGUUCUUGGUGCAAACUAUGCUUCAGCGAGAGGUGGGAGGAGUGGUGAAAGUUUUGAUGAAACUAAAACGAUAUCAGAAUCCUGGACACCACGAACUCGACGAUGACUGUUGUGACCCUCAACCAUGGCUAUUAUGGGACCCUUGCAACGAUUGCGACAACGAAUUUUAUCUUUGUUUUGACACAAUAUCAAGUGAUCUAGAUUUCCACACUUGUCACUACGGAAGUUUUCAGACAGAACGACUGUUUGUCGAUGACGAUGAUUUCUACUUUCCUCCAGCUCUGCGAACGCCACAAAAUACGUUUAUACCUAAUCCGUUCCUGAUCAAUAUUACAAACUGGCAGAAUGGAUUUCGAACUAAAAUCAGAGUGGAGGACUACGACCCCCUUAACAGUCCAGACCUCAUCGAUGAAAUCGGUUUUAAUUUUAUGGGUUCCGAGUACACACCGUCUCCUAGUCUUCAAAGCAUAUCAGAAUGGAAGGAAGUGGUGCUUGAUCAUGGAAAUGGUCAUUCGAUAAUAACAGUGCAACUCAAAAUAUAUUGCGAAGAGCACUACUAUAACACAGCCGAAGGUUGUAGCGUCUAUUGUUUGGGACGGGAUGAUGCUCUGGGGCAUUACGACUGUCAUGACGUCACAGGUUCAAAGGUUUGCCAUCCAGGCUAUACAGGUGAUAACUGUAAUCAGGAAAUCAACGAAUGUGGUUCUAAUCCAUGUAAGAACGAUGGUGUCUGCCGAGAUCUAAAGGACGCGUAUGAUUGUAUUUGUCAAGACGGUUCAUCAGGCACAAACUGUGAGACCGAUGUGGAUGAAUGUGCGAGCGCCCCUUGUCAAAAUGGAGCAACAUGUACCGCACUUGGCACAGCACUAAACUUCUACCAAUGCACAUGUUUGACGGGCUAUGGUGGCAUCAACUGUGAAACAGAUAUUGAUGAAUGUGCCUCCAACCCAUGUGAGAACGGUGCAACGUGUAAUAACCGAAUUGGUUUCUAUGAGUGUGAAUGCUUGGCAGGAACCACGGGAUCUCGCUGCGAAAUUGAUAUCAACGAAUGUCUGAGUCAGCCGUGCCAAAAUGGCGGCACGUGCACUACCUCGCCUGCUCAGUUCAAUGCCUAUAGCUGCCAAUGUCAAGAAGGUUUUCUGGGACUGGACUGCGACACCAUCAUGGACGAGUGCAUCUCUAAUCCAUGCCAAAAUGGCGGAAACUGCACAGAUUUGCUGAAUGGCUUUAUAUGUCAGUGCCUACCUGGAAGCGAUGGUAAAACUUGUGAAGAGGAUAUUGAUGAAUGCCUCAGUUUCCCUUGUCAACAUUCUGGAACCUGCGUGACCCAGGCAGGAGUCUUGAAUUCCUAUGAAUGCACCUGUCCGAAUGGUUUCGAAGGUAGUAAUUGCGAAGUGGAGAUAAACGAAUGUGCAUCAAAUCCGUGUAUAAGAGGUACUUGCAUAGACUUGGCAGCCUCCUUUCGAUGCGAUUGCCCUCGGGGAAGCACUGGUCUUCGUUGUGAACUUGAUAUCAAUGAGUGUGAAAGCGACCCUUGCGAAAAUGGAGGAUUGUGCGUUAAUCCAACUGAAGAACUAAAUGCCUACCAAUGCAACUGUAUAGAAGGGUUUACCGGCAAGAAUUGUCAAAACAACCAAGAUGAUUGUGAAAUGCUACCCUGUCAAAACGGAGGAACAUGUACUGAUCUCGUCAAUUCAUAUCGUUGCGAAUGUCCUGCUGGAACUAGCGGCGCAGAUUGUGACAUUGAUGUCGACGAGUGCAAUUCCCAUCCAUGUUUAAAUGGUGGCACCUGCUCAACAUCACCAAACGAACUAAACUAUUAUCAGUGCAUUUGUCCCGUUGGUUUUAUUGGUCCAAACUGCGAGGGACAUGUAUGUGACAACAAUCCCUGUGCUCUUGGUUCAACUUGCGAGUCUUUUGGAGGACAGUCGUCAUGCUUAUGCCAACCGGGAUACCAAGGUGAAACGUGCCAUCAUGACAUCAAUGAAUGUGAAAGUAACCCUUGCAAAAAUGGCGCAACAUGUAGGAAUGAAGUGAACUCAUUUGCUUGUGUCUGUGCCAAUGAUUUCAGCGGUAAUGACUGCUCAGUUGAUACGAAUCUUUGUCGCUCUUACCCAUGUUUGAACUCAGGUACCUGUAUCAAUCUGGACAAUGCUUUCUCCUGUGAGUGCAUUGAUGGAUACACUGGACAAGAAUGUGAAACUAAUGCCAAUGAGUGUGAAAGUAGCCCUUGUAGAAAUGGUGGUUCAUGCGAAGAUUUAGUUGACGGGUACACGUGUACAUGUAACGGAGGAUACCAUGGAACAGAUUGUGAAAUAUUGACGGAUAAUUGUGCCAGCCACCCCUGCCACAAUGGCGGGACGUGUGCGAAUGGGCUUGGAACGUACGCUUGCAAAUGCCCGACUGGUUUCAGAGGUACAGAUUGCGAAAUUCAGAUUGACGAAUGUGCCAGCUCUCCGUGUAGGAAUGGCGCUACUUGCAGCGACGUGAUCGCUGGUUACCUCUGUCACUGCACCAUUGGUUUUUCUGGAAGACAUUGCGAGAUCAACGAUGAUAACUGUGUUUUUAACCAUUGCCAUUACCCGUCUACUUGUGUGGAUGGUACCAACGAAUAUACUUGCUCUUGCGCAGAAGGAUACAUGGGGACGUACUGCGAAACAAACGUAGACGAUUGUGAAAAUAACGAUUGUAAAAAUGGUGCGACGUGUAUCGACCAAAUUAAUAGUUACAUCUGUUCCUGUGCACUUGGAUACGAGGGUGAUGAAUGUGAGAUUGAUAUAAAUGAAUGCUUCAGCAACCCUUGUCAAAAUAGUGCCGAAUGUAAAGAUAUGGUAUAUGGAUACAGUUGUGCGUGCUUGCCAGGGUUUACAGGGAUAAACUGUGAAACUGACAUCGAUGAGUGUAAGAGUAACCCUUGCAAGCAUGGAGGAACGUGCUUUGAUAGAACAGAUGGGUUCAUUUGCUCAUGCUCUCAAGGGUUUAAGGGACCAUUAUGCAAUCUCGGACCAAAUGACUGCACUUACAACAACUGUGUUAACAAUGCAACUUGCUUUGAGGACUUUCCAAACUACAGGUGUCAGUGCCCUUCAGGAUACAAUGGAAUUUUAUGUCAUACAGAUGUGGAUGAAUGUACCCAAUUCGAAAAUGUGUGUCUACCGGGAUCAGAAUGCAUCAAUACUAUUGGGGGAUACCAGUGUGAAGAAGUACCAACAGAAGAAGUUCCUCCAAGCGGUAUCUGUCAGAAUCAAAUGUGUAGAAAUGGCGGAACUUGCUCGCUCUACGGAAACACCUACGUGUGCGACUGUCCAGAGGAUUUUCGUGGAGAUCUGUGCGAGGUUCCGACAACAUUUGACUGCGCUUAUUCACUGUGUCAAAAUGGCGGCACGUGUGUAAAAACCAUAGAGAGUGACGGCAGGCAAACUUCAAAGUGUGACUGUGAACAAAACUACAUUGGUGAUACGUGUCAAACAAAUUUGCUUGGAACUUUCUACUCCAUCGAGCUGGAAGAUCACAUCCAGAAUUUCGACGGUCUUACUAACAGAUUAAGCAAUCUUCUCGGUAUCGCACUCAACAGGUCUAAUGCCAUCAUCACGGUUAUAUUAUACAACAGUACUUAUCAUACUGCCUACACAGGGCAAAACUACACAUCGAUUGGGUUCUACGCUUUCAUUGAAGAUGAUAUAGUAGCGGAUGUGAACAUUUCUAGGGGGCUCUCUGCUAUGAGCAUUGAAUCCCAAGAUGCCAUUAUUCAUCCUUUUAAGAUCUUCGUCCUCAGAAAUAAAGAGGAGCGUGGUGGACCGGCAGGUGGGAUGCAAUCGUGGAUAAUCGGUCUAAUUGUCGUGCUGGUUAUCAUCGUUCUCGUUUUAGUCAUACUAUGGGCAGCAUAUGUCAGGAGAGUUCGUAUAAGACGGAAGAUGGCCGUACCCGAUUCCGUGGCAGGAUCGGAAGGGUAUACUCGGAGUGUAUCUGUUACUGACUCAAUGGUUGCGGCAAUGGGUGCAGAAGCAGAUCAACAUAGGUUAGUCAGACCGUCUAUAACAGAUCAACCUGUGUUUGAUAACCCAGUCUAUGAAGAGGUUCGGGAAUCUGCAGGAGGUGCUCAUGGAUACUCAGGGAAAGAAACUGAAGACAGUGUCGUACUACCUUUCCCAAGACGGGCUGUCAGUAACGUGUACCAUGGCGUAAACGAUGGGACCGUCCGUCAUCAGGAAUAGCUAGCUUACUAGCAGUGAUGCCUAAUAUGUUUCUUUUUAAGAAAGGACUCAUCACCGAUAUCGAAGUAGGAUUUGAAUUUUGUGUAGCGUUUAUUUAAUAGAAAAAUAAAAUGAAUGAAAUUUCUAUGUUUAGAUUCGCCAAAAUUAAUAUUCUCUUGUAUCAUAUGCUGUAGGAUGGUCUAGAAGUGACAUGCAUUGUUAGGUUUAUCGUCGUCGGCCUGUACGUUUUAGAACAUAGCGUAAGACGUGAAGUUCAGUACCAAACAAUGAUCAAUGGGAUCGAUUUUAGAAGCGAUAUUGGAGAUUUAUACAACGAUCAUAUUUCUGUAGUGCUGUUUACUCACGUAGUUGUAUAUUAUUUGUUCAGACGUCAUAAUCAGUGGGAUAUUGUGAGUUUAAUGAAAAAUAUGAAUUCAAAACAUUGGGUUUCUUUGUUUUAAGUAAGCAUAGAAUAUUCAGAUGUUGUCAUAUUAAGCUUGCUUUCUCUUCUACCUUUUUACCGAAUUCAAAGUCUACAUUUAUAUACUGAAAAUAUUUAUAUCAUGAUUUAUAUAGAUGCUAUCUCUCUCCCACGUACUCUUUCUUUGUCAUUCUCUCUUAUUUGCUCUCUCUCUCUCCUUCCUUGUCUUUUUUUUCUCUCUCUGCCUCUACAUCUCCUACCGUCUUUUCUGUUUCUUUUUUUUUACUUAUCGUCUUCGUUUAUCUUUGAUGCGCUUUGUUCACUAUUGUUGAUACGUGCACUCAUGAUUUUUAUGAUGCAUUAUUUUGACGCAAGCUAAAUAAGUUUGUCAUUACUUAUUAUUGUCAACGGAGUUUCAAUACUUUUCAUGGUUUGAGCCUACAUAUUACCAUAUUCACUAGACAGUAUUUGGGCGGUCAGUUUCUCAACAGUAAUAUUCACGUUUGCUUGUUU